This is a messenger RNA of Botrytis sinoallii, 1713 nucleotides long. RefSeq lists its product as uncharacterized. NCBI's taxonomy places the organism in Eukaryota, Fungi, Ascomycota, Leotiomycetes, Helotiales, Sclerotiniaceae. The coding region runs from base 1 to 1713 and encodes 570 amino acids. The record is from RefSeq and is a predicted model, not a curated record. The transcript has 5 exons.
AUGGAAGUAGUAAUAGUUGGCAUCGCGGACAUUACCACAAUUGAAGCUGGACCACUUUUACAGUAUCCAGUGUAUGACAAUUCAGGAAACUGGGCGACACGGAAACACCAACAUACUCAGAAUGGCGAAAGUUCGGUCGUGAAAAGGUCGCGUUACGAGGGGGGUGAUUACAAAGGAGUAGCGAGGGUGGAUCUAGACGCAUUUGGGAAAAUGGCCCCAUCGCAGGCACACUCCGUUACUCUUCAGAUUCCAAAUGGAUAUGGUCAUGAUUAUAGUCAGACGAUCCAGAAUGCUUCUACUCUUGUUCAACCUCCUCGAUUGACUUGCAGGCGGCAAACUACAUUUGAUCGCGAAGAAGAAUCUUCACCAGAGUGUUGCGAGCAUUUGCCAAAGAACCCUGAAAUUGCCCUUGUUACACAAGCUUGCAGCGUUGGGCUUACUCAGCUAGCGGAGACGCUCCGUUCGGGUAUAGAUUCCGAGAAGCGUGGUAUCAAUCCAGCCCACUCACAGUUGCGUCUUCUUCCUUCUGGAGAUCCACCUCCAAUGAUUGACUUUGGCCUAAAACAAACACUCCACUGGAUACUCACCAAGAUAAACAAAGUCAACGAGCUUGCCGAUAAAUUCGUUCAGCAGAUCCCUCCAGUGUCUUCAAAAAGCCCCAUCAAAAAGGAUGCCAUUCACAGUGUGACUCCAUAUGAUCCUUUAAUCAUCAUGAAACGACGUAUUGAGGAUGAUCACCAGAGAACUACGUUGAAUGACAUGGGCACAUCUGAUUCUAGAAUGCACCAAAGACGCAGGUCUAUGGCUAAAUCACUCAGCGAAGGACUUCCACCCAUAAGAACUCAAUCUCCCGACUACACCCAUUUGUCAACCGACAAUACCAGCCGGAGGCUUUCGAGUAUGAAUCCUCCUUCAGCCCCAGCUCGACAAGUACCAUCUCCACCAGGACGAGCUUUUCCGUCUCCAUCCCCGACCUCGGCCAGCUUCUCAUCUCCUUCAGGGUCGACAUCAUAUACGGGUCUAUCUGGUGGCCCCUCUCAAUCAUCAAACUCCCACACUACUAACCACAUCCUACCUCCAAUUACAAACGCGCAAUCAUCUGAUAGCGCAUUGCAAGUCCAUACAGCAGCGCUUCAACAUGAGGUUUCUAUCCAAAAGAUCGCAUUAUCAUCGUUGCAGAGUGAACACGAUAAGCUCCUUGCUGCUUUUUCCCGGUCUCAAAGUCGAGCGAGCGCCCUCGAGAAGAAGCACGAGGUUUCUGACAUUGAAAUUUUUAGCCUUACCGAAGAGAAAACGCGAUUACAUGCCCAAGUUCUCGAAUUGGAGGGAGACGUCGAGGAUCUUGCAAAAAGUAGGGACACCUACCGACAAGCAGCGGUACAAGAAGGAGCACAGUACGUUGAGAUUGCUCACACCGAGGAUGUUGGCGCAAAGUCACUCGUACCGGAAUGCAUUGAGAAAAAUGUGCCUUCAUCCAGUGAGUACAAUGAUGAAGGAUCAACCGGUAUAGCAUCGACAGAAUCGACUAGUGACGGACAACUUCGCGCCAAGGAUGACCAGGCCAAUCUUCUCAAAGCAGAAAUCGAGCGCUUGCAAAAGCGUUGUGAAGAGGUGGAAGCUGCAUUGAAAGCUGUCAGGCAGGAAAGUCGCUCAAUGGAAAGCAUUAUGGAAGCGUUGAGUAGAGCUGGAAAGGGCAUUUUGCAAAAGGUUUGA